Molecule: messenger RNA, 2388 nt
Organism: Danaus chrysippus (African queen)
Lineage: Eukaryota; Metazoa; Arthropoda; Insecta; Lepidoptera; Nymphalidae
Source: the annotation of a GenBank genome assembly
AUGGUUGGAAAAAUAAAUAAAUUAUACGUUCUUAAAAGGGAUGGCCGAAUGGAAGAGGUGCAUAUUGAUAAAAUAACGUCGAGGAUUAAAAAAUUGUGCUAUGGGUUGAACAUGGAUUUCGUUGACCCUGUGAGUAUAACACUGAAGGUCAUAAGUGGAAUAUAUUCUGGUGUUACGACCGUUGAAUUAGAUAAUCUUGCAGCUGAGACCGCAGCUACAAUGACUACUGACCAUCCCGAUUAUGCUAUCUUAGCCGCCCGGCUUGCUAUUUCUAAUCUUCAUAAGGAAACCAAAAAACACUUUUCAGAUGUGAUGACUGAUCUAUAUAAUAUAAUUAAUCCAUACACAAAGAAGAGAUCACCAAUGAUAUCAGAUUUCCACUACGAGAUCAUUAUGAAGAACAAAGACAGACUGGACUCGGCAAUAGUUUACGACAGGGAUUUUAAAUACAACUACUUUGGGUUCAAGACCCUUGAGAGAUCUUAUCUGUUGAGAAUAAAUAAUAAGGUUGCUGAACGUCCACAACAUAUGCUGAUGCGUGUUGCUAUUGGAAUUCACGAUAAAGAUAUAGAUGCUGCUAUAAAUACAUACAAUUUGUUGUCUGAGAAAUAUUUCACACAUGCAAGCCCUACAUUGUUCUCAGCUGCGACUCCAAGGCCUCAGUUAUCAUCCUGUUUCCUUAUUGGCAUGAAAGACGAUAGUAUUGAAGGAAUCUAUGAUACAUUAAAGCAGUGUGCCCUAAUCUCAAAAUCGGCUGGUGGAAUCGGUCUUCAUAUUCAUUGUAUAAGAGCUAAAGGAACUUACAUAGCUGGGACAAAUGGUAUUUCAAAUGGACUAGUUCCCAUGUUGAGGGUGUAUAAUAACACAGCAAGGUAUGUUGAUCAAGGUGGCAAUAAACGCCCGGGAGCAUUCGCCAUCUAUGUGGAGCCGUGGCAUUCUGAUAUCUUCGAGUUUUUGGAUUUAAAGAAAAACACAGGAAAGGAAGAAGUGAGGGCCAGAGAAUUGUUUUAUGCUCUGUGGAUACCAGACCUGUUCAUGAAGAGGGUUGAGAGAAAUGAAAAUUGGAGUCUGAUGUGUCCUCACAACUGUCCAGGGCUUUAUGAUUGUUAUGGUGAAGAAUUCGAAGCGUUAUAUGAGAAAUAUGAACAAGAAAACAGAUUUGUCAGACAAGUACGCGCUCAGAUUUUAUGGAAAGCCAUCAUUGAAGCGCAAGUCGAAACUGGUACUCCAUACAUGUUAUACAAAGAUGCAUGUAACAGAAAAAGCAAUCAAAAAAAUCUUGGAACUAUCAAAUGCAGUAAUUUGUGUACAGAGAUCGUUGAAUACACAUCUGAAGACGAGGUCGCCGUGUGCAAUCUCGCCUCAAUAGCUCUUAAUAUGUUUGUGGAAAACAAAAAAUUCGAUUUCAAGAAACUAAAAGAAGUAACCAAAACUGUUACACAAAAUCUGAACAAAAUUAUUGAUGUUAACUUCUAUCCCGUACCAGAAGCGAAGAAUUCGAAUAUGAAACAUAGGCCCAUUGGUAUCGGUGUUCAGGGAUUAGCUGACGCAUUUGUUCUUAUGAGAUUACCGUAUGAGAGUGAGAAGGCGAUAUUACUUAACCAGCAAAUAUUUGAAACGAUCUAUUACGGUGCACUCGAGGCGAGUUGUGAGUUAGCAGAGAGAGAUGGUGUUUACAGCACUUACGAAGGAAGCCCUGCUAGCCAAGGAAUUCUACAGUAUGAUAUGUGGAACAAAACACCCACAGAUCUUUGGGACUGGGCUGCUCUUAAAGAAAAAAUUGCAAAACAUGGUCUUCGUAAUUCACUUCUAUUAGCACCAAUGCCCACUGCCUCCACCGCUCAAAUACUUGGAAAUAAUGAAUCGUUUGAACCUUUCACAUCAAACAUAUACCAAAGACGAGUUUUGUCUGGAGAGUUUCAAGUGGUCAACCAUCAUCUAUUAACGGAUUUGACUCAAGCGGAUCUAUGGGAUGAAGAAAUGAAAAAUCUCAUCAUACAUAACAAUGGUUCCAUUCAGAAUAUUGAAGCAAUACCGAAAGAUAUUAGAGAUCUCUAUAAAACAGUAUGGGAGAUUUCCGUCAAAACUACAAUUCAAAUGGCUGCGGACAGAGGAGCCUUUAUCGAUCAAAGUCAAUCAUUUAACAUACAUGUCGCAGAACCAAAUUAUGGAAAAUUAACAUCCAUACACUUUUACGCAUGGAAAAUGGGUCUGAAAACUGGCAUGUACUAUUUACGUACAAAACCAGCUGCUAAUGCUAUACAAUUCACCGUGGAUAAGUCGAAAGUUAAAACCGCUAAUGGUAACACACAGAAAGAUGAGGCAAACAUGUCCAUGAUUGCUUGCUCCCUAGCAAAUAAAGACGAAUGCUUGAGUUGCGGUUCUUAA